Lepisosteus oculatus (spotted gar) is the source of this 1832-nucleotide messenger RNA. It is a transcript of the gene dkk3b, whose product is annotated as dickkopf WNT signaling pathway inhibitor 3b. Gene Ontology annotation, biological process: multicellular organism development; negative regulation of canonical Wnt signaling pathway. Gene Ontology annotation, cellular component: extracellular region. Gene Ontology annotation, molecular function: receptor antagonist activity; co-receptor binding. NCBI's taxonomy places the organism in Eukaryota, Metazoa, Chordata, Actinopteri, Semionotiformes, Lepisosteidae. The record is from RefSeq and is a predicted model, not a curated record.
ACCAGCCAGUCAACUCGGGGAAUCGCAGUAUCUGGUUCCAGUAACGACGGGCUUUCGUUGUAGAAUAAGUUAGAUGUGGUAAGCGAAGACCGUUGUGGAUACACACCAGGUAAUCUACAGGGAAAACUCAGGUAAACCAGUUCACCUUGUGCAGAAUCUACUCCCGGACAGGCAGAGCAAUUGUUUGGCGGGGGGGCGAACCGCAACAUUCAUGAGAAUCGGAGGAGCUUGCCUCGCUGACACGUCUGGUUCAAGAAGCAGAAUGAUGCAGUUUGCGGCGUUCAUUCUCUGCGUAGCUCUUAUCAAUGGCAGUGCGUUGUCCACCACCUUCAAGUCGGACAUCACGCCGGCCCUGCAGGCGGGUCUGGCGCAGGGACAUGCCAGUCUGAACGACAUGUUCAGAGAGGUGGAAGAACUGAUGGAGGACACGCAGCACAAACUGGAAGAGGCGGUGUACCAGAUGGAUAAUGAGACUGCUAAAUCAUUAAUUAACAUGGAUGACCUGCCUCUAAAUUACCAUGAUGAAAGCAAAACAGAGAAGAAAGUUGGAAAUACAUCUGUGCACACGUUUCAGAAGAUUGAUAAGGUAACGGACAAUAAAACCGGAGCUACUUUCUUCUCGAAAACUGUGAUAAAGUCAAGCAGCAAGGAAAAUCAAAUUGAUCGUGAGUGCAUCAUUAAUGAAGAUUGUGGUAGUGGGAAGUACUGCUCCUAUGAGCUGCUACAGUCCAAGUGCUUACCCUGUAAGACACAGGAUUCGAAAUGCACCAAAGACGAAGAAUGCUGCAACGACCAGCUCUGCAUUCUGGGACAGUGCUCAAACGGCGUAGCCAAAGGAGAGGCAGGCAGCAUCUGUCAGUACCAGACGGACUGCAGCACUGGCCUGUGCUGCGCCUUCCACAAAACCCUGUUGUUCCCCAUUUGUACCCCAAAACCUGGUGAGGGGGAGCGAUGCCACAGCCAUGCCAAUAGCCUGCUAGACUUGCUGUCCUGGGAUAUAGAGGCUGAAGGGCCUAGAGAGACGUGCCCAUGUAUCGGGGCACUCAGAUGCCAGCCUCAUGGACGGGGCUCCCUUUGUGAAAGACGCAGAAACUCUUCAAACGAAGAAAGAUAAUUCAGAGAUAGACAUUUAAAUUAACCAGAAGUGCUGGAACAGGCUUCAGAAUCCUGCGUAAAAAUACUCUUUACAGUCUAGUCAGAAGUGAUUCUGGUUAAUAAAAUAUAUACAUAUGCUUCAUCUUUUAUUCAGUUGUUCCAACUUAUAAGACCAAAUAUUCUCAUAUCAGUUGUGUUUAUAUCCUUAGCCUAGUUCAAGGGUUCUGCUAAAUUGUGGAAAAAUGUCAUCUUAAAUUACUCUUUGUAAAAUAUACUCUAAGAUACAAGUUCAGGACCAUCCACUUCUCUGUGUUGCUUUUCUUUAAUCCGUCCAAACUUAUUACUUACAAAUGUAUUACUGCAUAUUAUAAAUACACAUUUCAAUUGUGGUUACUGUGUGCUGGUGACAGACCGAUAGAAACAAACUGCUGUUACAUUUGUUUACUCUGGGGGGGAAAAAGGGAUACAUUUUAUCAAAGAAAUCAUUUUUUUGAGGGAACCAGAAAAUAAUUACUUUAAAAAAAUGUAAUAAGGAAAAUAAACAUCACCAUUGUUUCUGUACUAUCCAAUUGGACACUUACACAAAAUCUAAAAGAAUUAAAACCCACCAAAAUAUUAAGUGUUUUAAAGUUGAUCUUUAAAGUUGAGAAUAUUGUUGCCUGCAUCACUUCAGUUCCAUUUUGCAGUGAUAUACUGUACCUUGCUUGAAUAGAAAUUAAAAACAUGAAAGAUCUUUA